Molecule: messenger RNA, 2692 nt
Organism: Aspergillus candidus
Lineage: Eukaryota; Fungi; Ascomycota; Eurotiomycetes; Eurotiales; Aspergillaceae
Product: putative C2H2 zinc finger domain protein
Exons: 4
Coding region: 122-2629 (835 amino acids)
Source: RefSeq, a predicted model, not a curated record
CUCGCCUUCUUAUAACACUCUCUGCUCGAGUAUCUCUCCUUGAUCGUCGUCCUUCUUACCUGAUCCUCUUAUCCCCUGCUGUCUUGCCAAACCAAGACAGCGACCCAAUCCCCUGCCCUUUAUGACACAACGCCGUCGCGCCCAAGGGCCCGUCAUGGGCCAGGGUCCACUGGUCUUUAAUGUUCCAGACUACAAUCCGGGUCCCCUGUUAUCGGUACCUAGACUGGACACAGGCAUGGAGAACUCUCGACUGACAGAUAGUCACUCACAGUCUCAGAGCCCAUCCUCGAACCCGUCUCCCAUCUCCCCAGGCAGUGGAGGCCCAGAUACCCUAGCAGCGGACUUUGGGUCAAUACCCGGUGGGGAUCAGGGCUUUGUGACGGGAAAUGCAAAUACCCUAGCUGGAAUAUCUUCCCACAUCACGGAAUUGGAGGGUCUAGAGGCUUCUUGUAUCGAACUUUUCAACCCGACCUGGACCGGACCUACUGGCGGUUAUACAUUCGAUCCCCUCAGCGACGUUAGAACCGAUCUGCAACGGCUUAGUGCGACUGUACAGUCGAGCCUCGGUUGCCUGGAAGUUUCCCAACUGAGUGAGCUUAAGGAUCUCUUGUCACAAACCCUUCCAAUGCUUGAGUCCAUGGUCCAAUCCGUGAUCGAGCUGAGGAUACCGCCGUCCCCCGCCGAAAGCCCAGAAGAUGAGUUCAGCUAUCGUUGUCUCCUGUGCCCGAGCAGCAGAAACCAAAAAUGCUCCAAGCGAGGGGCAUUCAAGCGGCACGUUACCGACAGACACGAACCGGAGUACAAGUACAAUUGUUCUGUUUGCCCCUGGUAUACACACAGACGGGACAAGGUACACGAUCACUAUCGAAAAUAUCACGGGUUAAUAGGACGCUUGACGGCAGGGCAAGUCAACAGCCUUGGAGUGAGGCUACCUGCGCCACAGAACUGCGGGAUCUGUCCUCAACCUGUGAACUCGUAUGCUGCUUAUUUCGAGUGUUUUGCAAGGCACUGUCGUGUUUUGGGAAAUAAUUCCGGCGAGACAAGCCACAUUGGGAGUAGAAAGAACAGCGACGACAGCGGAAAUGGUGGCGGUAGCUUCAGUGGACAAAACGGGUCUUUCAAUAACUUUGGCGGGCCUGGGGGACCCUCCGCUUUUUCGUAUGGAAACGGGGAUGGUUACUCUGGAGGCCCCUCCAAUCCUCAUUUUGGACAAUCUUUCGGAUACAACAACCAAUGCUCCAAGGAUGUAGUCGAUCCCCAUCAAGGUCAGUCCAGCGCACCAAGGAACCAGGAUCCACACGAUAAACACACCAGCCAAUUCGAGAAAUGCAAGGACCAUCCGGACCACCAAACCCAAAACACUGACACGCAAAAAAAGUCACCAGCGAUGCCAGUUCAGCACGAUUCGUUGGAUCCUAGCGACCAGCCCGAGGAUAGAAGGACCCAUCUCCGAGGAUCCACCAAUGGAAUUCUGGGCAAGAGUCUCCCACGGGAACCUGACACUACCGAGAUUCGACGAUGCAGGUCUUGCGGACACAGUAUCGACGGCUGUGCAAGAUGCAAAACUUUUGGUGCAGCAGCCGACCGCUGUCACAACUGUGCGGAUAAGAGCUGUGUUCGGCAAAUGCCUCGCCUGCAAAUGCCUCACCUGCAAAUGCCUCACCCUGCGGAUGAAGCCUUGUCUCCUCAUUUUGGCCCUCUUGAUCCCAAGUCUGCGCUCGCGCUGAGGAAGUCCCGCUCACUUCCUCCCUACCGAAAGGACAAAACCAGAAUGGCCUUGAAGUCUUUGCCGACUUCACACCCCGAAGAAAAAGCACAUGGUCGUCAUCCAGGAGAACGUGAUAUAGCUCUUCAAGAGUUACAUAACUCCUUGACCGUCAUCGCGAGAAAGCAAGGUGCUUUAAGAGCGCCUUGUGGAAACCGAAACUCCGUGUCUGGGUCCCUUCUAGACAAAACAGCCAUUCACCGUGCUUAUGAAGACGGCGCAACCGCACCCAAUUAUAUCAUACCGCGAUUGGAACGUUUCUCCUCUGAUACUUGGCGUCAGCAAAGGAUAUCCCUCGAAAGAGAUCGUUACAUUGCACGGUUUCUACAAGGGUCGUUGAGGCAAGGUAUCCAUGUGUUUAAUAUCCCUUUUCGGAUUCCCCUAGACCACAGGCUAGAUUCACAGAAGCGGAGAAAGACUGCCUUAUUGCUCGAAUCUACACCGUCUGCGACAUGCCGCUUGUCGCUCAGAAGACACUCGCUGAAAGGCACAGUGCAGGUAGUGGUCGGACUCCUCACACUGCAUGCGUCCGUCGCGAAAACACAAUCAGACGCCGAACCUGUUGAACAGGAUCACCUCGACGACAAUGGUCUCAUCCCAUACACUCUGGAAUCCCCGAAGGUUGAUGCAGAGAUUUGCAUGCCUUACUCUUAUAAUUUGCUCUCGCAUAUCGUGCAGGUCAUCGGGGACUGGAAUGCGGGCCUCAUGGACCACCUUUCAUUCAAGUCGCUCCAAGCCUCUGGGGCUGUUAUUGAUGACGAAAAGAGUUUUGUCGUGAGCGCUUUUAUGAGUACCUUGGCAAAUAUUGUGCAGGGUCCGGGCUACUCGGGCAGUAUAGACUUGAGUCAGCUCUCUUUUCUUUGACGACUGCAUCACCAUACGUUCUUGCCAGCAUUGUUGUUUGUCGAGGUGUUCAUACUCUAUCCC